Molecule: messenger RNA, 20697 nt
Organism: Plasmodium reichenowi
Lineage: Eukaryota; Apicomplexa; Aconoidasida; Haemosporida; Plasmodiidae
Product: putative membrane protein
Exons: 5
Coding region: 1-20697 (6898 amino acids)
Biological process (GO): negative regulation of cell adhesion
Cellular component (GO): plasma membrane
Source: RefSeq, a predicted model, not a curated record
AUGAUAAAGGCAUUAUACAAAAGUAUUGUAAAUUUUUUAUUGUCAUCCUUUUUUGAAAACAUUGAAGAAAAACAAUUACAAACAUCAUUAAUACGAGGAAAAGUUCAUUUGCAAAAUGUAAAAAUAAAAAAAAAUUUUUGUGAUUUUAUAUAUUUACCUUAUACUAUCAAAUAUGGUUAUAUUCGUUCCUUGGACUUACAAAUACCACUCUUGUAUUUGUUUCAAAAAGCUUCUUUAAAAGUAAGCGACGUUGUAAUAGUUUUGAAGGAAAAACAUUUCAGCGAAUAUAACAUAGAAGAAGAAAUAAAUGGAAUAAAAGGAGGGAAAAAGAAUAAUUUAAAACUUGAAGAUUAUAAUUAUAAUAGUAAUGAUACGAAUCAGAAAAUUAAUAAAGGUUUAAAUUAUUUAUUUUAUGAAUUAUAUAAUAAUAUGUCUAUUGAUAUUGAAAAUGUAGAAAUUAUAUUAGAAAGUUCUGAAAAGACUACUAAUGUUAUUGGAUUGUUUGUAAAAAAGAUAAGUAGUGUUAAAACUCAUAAUUGUACAAAUAAAAUAAUAAAAGAUUUUUCUUUUGUGGAUGCUAUUUUUUAUAUGAAUGAUGAAAAAGCGAAAUAUGCAAUUAAUAAAAUUAUAAAAAAAGAAGAAAAGAAAAAAAAAAAUAAAAGAAAUAUUAAUGAAGAAGAUAUAUAUAAUAAAAUUAAAUAUAUUUGUAAUAAUUUACAUAAAAAAAAAUAUAUAAUUUCAGAAAUACCAUCCAUUGUUUUAAGUACAAGUAUGUAUGUUAGUAAUAGUACUGAUUAUUAUUAUCAUAAUUCAAAAUUUCUUUUUAAAAAAAAUAGCUAUUUUAAUAUUACAUGUACACAUUGUGAUAAAUAUCUUUUUCAAUGUAAAGAAGUGAAAAAAGAUAAAUCUAUAUUUCAAAAUAUAUUCAUAAAGAAAGAAAAAAUUCAACAAAGAAAUAAACAGCUCUAUAGUGAAAUUAAUUGUAAGUGUAAGAAAAAUAAUAAAAACAUUUUACAGACUCACCAAUAUAUAAAUUGUACGUAUAAUUCAGAUCAUAUACCUGAGUACUCUCUUAAGGGCACUAAUGAAAUGAAUAAAAAUAUUCCCCCUGAUCUUGACAGCAUAAAUGUGGGACACCCUAAGAUUGAUGAUAAUAAUGAAAAUAAUAACCAUGAUAAUAGUCAUAAUGAUAAUGAAAAUAAUAACCACGAUAAUAGUCAUAAUGAUAAUGAAAAUAAUAACCAUGAUAAUAGUCAUAAUGAUAAUAUAAAAAAUAACCACGAUAAUAGUCAUAAUGAUAAUGAAAAUAAUAACCAUAAUAAUUAUCAUAAUAAUUAUCAUAAUAAUUAUAAUAAUAAUUAUCAUAAUGAUAAACAUAAACAUAAUUAUAAUCAUCGUAAUGGUGGUGUCGGACAAAACAAUACAGGUGAUAACAAUAUUUUAAAUAAUACAUUUAAUAAACAUAACGAAGAAAGAACUGUAGAAGAGAAAGAUGAAAAAAAAGGUGAAGAUUGCAUUGAUUGUAAUUGUAAAAAAAAUAUUAGUGAAGAUCUUGAUAAUUGUUUAUAUUGUAGGAUUAAUAAUAAAAAUCAAUCUUAUAUUGAAAAAUUUCAUAUGUUAGAAGAAAAUAUAAAUUUAAAAGAAAAUGAAUAUAUGACCUUUGAGUUGAAUGUAGAUAAAAUAGAUUUAAUAUUAUCAUUCAAGCAAUUCUAUUAUAUCUUAGAUAUUGUAAAUUAUUAUUUUAUAUAUAGUUGUCUUGUUAAUGGUUUGUGUAUAGAAGAAUGGUUAAAUAUCCCAGAAAUUAAUGAUAUAUUAAUUUAUAAAAGAGAAUUAAUAAAAAAAAAGAAAAAAGAAAAAUUUGAUAAAGAUUUUAUAGAUAAAUUUGAAUAUACACAUAGCUUUCAAAUUAUUUCAAAUAUAAAAAAACAUGUCGAAGAAUAUUCUUUAGACAAUAAUAAAAGGAAAAAAAGUAUAAGAGGAACAGGCGAAGAUUUAUCAACACUUCUGAAUAGUAAUCAUAACAAUGAACAUAAUCAUCAUCACAAUGAAUAUAAUCAUAAAAAUGAACAUAAUCAUCAUCACAAUGAACAUGAUAAUAACCAUGAAGAUAAUCAUCACAAUGAACAUGAUAAUAACCAUGAACAUGAUAAUAAUAAUAAAGUGACAAAAUCACAAUCCACGUCGUCUCAUUUGUCAAACGUAUCAACAUGGAAUAAACCUUUUUUUGUAUAUAAUAAAAAAAUUUCAGUAAAUUGUUCAUUUAACAUUUUAAUUAAAAAAUUAAAUUUUUGUUUAUGUAGUGGGGAUAAAAUAAAUAAAAUUAUACAAAUUAAUAUGGAUGAUUUUAAUUUUAAUGUUAAAUCUUAUAUUAAUGCUGAUUUUGCAUAUUCUUUAUUGUUAAAAGAUAUGAGUAUUUUCUUUAUACAUAAAGAUAAAAAAUAUCCUUUGUUUGAAUUAUUUAAUGUUAAUGAAUAUAAUAAAAAAGAAGAUAAGAAAAAAGAGAAUAUGAAAGUAAAUAAAAGAAAAAGUAAAAAUUAUAUAUUCAAUACACACUUAUGUAAUGAUGCGAUGACUUCUUUUAAAAGCGUUUCAUCUAUAAUAAAUGUUCCAAGUAAUAUAAAUAAUAUUAAUGAUAAUAUAAAAAAUGAUAAUUAUAAUAAUAUAUAUAAGAAUAAUGAAAAAAAUGUGAAAACUGGAAAGAAAUGUAGUAAAUAUGUUGACUGUAGAAAUUUAGUGGAAAUAAAUAAUAGACAUAAUGAAUAUUCAAAAGAAAAGAAAAAUUUAACAAAUAUAAAGAAUGACAAUAUUAAUAAUAAUGAAAAUAAUUAUUAUGAUAAUAAUAUUAAUAAUAAUAAUAAAGAAGAAUAUGCAAUAUCAUUAUUAACCUUUACUAAAUAUGAAACUACACAAGCUAAAACAUUUAUAAAAUUGAAUAAAAAUAUUCUUAUAACAUUAAGUGUUAAAGAAAUUUAUAAUAUUUUAAAUAUUAACUGUGAUUAUAAACCAGUCGAUUUAGAAAAAAAAUUGAAAUCUUAUAAAAUUUUAUUUUAUUAUUAUCUUCUAGGAAAAAAAUAUUGUAAAGAAUUAUAUAUGGCAUCAGAUAAAAAUUUUGAAGAUAUGAAUAUACACUUUAUGCAUAAUAUCUAUUUUAAUAUAAUAAUUAAUAAAAAAUAUAAUUUAUUAUUUAAAAUGAAAAAGGGACUUGUAAAUUCUUUCUUCUUUACAAAGAUGUAUUUACAUUGUGAUUUGAAGAAACUAACUAUGAUAACAGACCAUAAUGAUAUGCAACAAAAUAUUGAUAACAAAUUAGUUGAUCAAUAUACUGAACAAAUGAAAGAAAACUGUUCGUAUGAGAAUAGUCAAGCUUGUAGUAAUACAAGUAGUGUGGGUUUUACAAACGAGGACCAAACAAAAAGAAGAAAUAAAGAAAAAAAUAAUCUAAAUUUAAAUUUAAGUACGAAUGACGAUGUAAUAAUUAAUAAAAAUGAAGAAAAAGAAAAUGAAAAUAAAGAAAGUAAUAGGAUAGAGCAUAUGAAACGUGAUAAUUCUAUAUAUUCAAAUGAUAAUUGUAGUAUAGGUACUCAUAGUGACCUUUUUAAAAAUUCGGAAUAUAAUUCUAUGAUUAAUAAUAAUAAUAAUAACAACAAUAACAACAACAACAAUAAUAACAAUAAUAAUAAUAACUCUUUUAUAAAUAAUGAUAAUACAAGUAUUGAUAAUAAGGUGUCCAUGCAAUGUAGAAAGUAUUAUCAGGAGUUUUUAAAAAUGAAUAAUUUACAAGAUAUUAAAACAAUUAGAAAAAUAGAAAAAAGGGCAAACCAAAAUAACACAAGCAAUAAUAAUAAUAAUAUAAAUAAUAUACACAAUGUAAAUAAUACACAGAAUAUAAAUAAUAUACACAAUAUAAAUAAUAUACACAAUAUAAAUAAUAUACACAAUAUAAAUAAUAAUAAUAAUAAUUAUUAUGAUUAUAUUUAUAGUCAUAACAAUAUCCAUAUUAAUAAUCAUGCGGUUAUCCACAAUAACAGCAAUUAUAAUAAUAAAAAAACAAACAUGAUUCCAAACAACAACAAAUAUGAUGAAUAUAAUGAUAAACACAGUUUUCAUAGCGAAAAUACAGAUUCAUAUAGUAAUUCGAAUAAAGAUGAUUAUCUAAAUGAAGAUCUAAAUUUAUAUAAAGAUCAUAUGUAUAUACAAAAUUGUAUAACGGAAAAAAAAGAUAAUAUAAUUACUACAAUUUAUCAGAAAAGAACCAAUUUUGAACUUUCUCUUUUUAUUCUUAAAAAUAAAAAUAAUGAAAAGAUACAAAAUAUAUUAUCUCAUAAAAAUAAAGUAAAUAAGAAAUAUAUAUUAAAACCAUUAAAAAUAUAUAUUGAUGAAAUUACAUAUAAUUUUAAAAAUUCUAGUGAUAAGAAAAUAACCUUUUUUCAUACUAACAAUUAUAAAAACUAUCUAAAUUUUACACUUGAUGAUAAAAUUAUAUUCAAACUUAUAUUCUUUUAUUAUCAUUAUAAAGAUUAUGUUGAUCAUAUUUUUGAAAAGUUUGAAAGCAAAGAUGAAUCCAACUAUUUAAAUUUAAAUACAAUAGAUGUACGUAGUUAUAAAACUUUACAAAUUUUAUUAGAUAAUGCUGUUCAUAAUAAGAAUGAUCACUGGUUCAAUGAACAAAACGGUGUUCAUGAUAAAGAUCAGCAGAAUAAAGCAACAAUAUAUUAUAAACAAAAUGAGCAUGAUAUCAAAAUUGAUGAUAAUAAUGAGAAGGAGAAUAACGAUCACAUAGAUGAAAAUAACAAAAAAAAAAAAAAAAUAAAUAAUAAUAAUAAUAAUAAUAAUAAUAAUAAUAAUAAUAAUAACAAUAAUAAUAAUAAUAAUAAUAAUAACAACAAUAAUAAUAAUAAUAAUAAUAAUAAUAAUAAUAAGGUGGAUGGUCAAAUCGAAUGUUAUGAAAAUGUUACAGAAAAAGAGAUACCAAGUAAUGUACCCAAUUUAAAUAACUUAACAAAUGAAGCUUCAAACGAUAAUCAUAAUAAAACUAUUGAACAUAAUAAUAAUUUUUGUGAAGAACACAAAAAAAAUGAUUUAAUAAAAACAUCCUUUAAUAUUACUCAUUGUGAAGAAGAAAGUGUAAAUAAAAAUAAAUGUACGGAGGAAGAUAAAAAUGAAAUAAAAGGAAAUGAUAAAAAAAAUGUUGAAAUGUGUAGAAAAGAUACAUUAGAUUAUGUAAAAGAAGAUAUAAAUAAAUAUAAAAUGUAUAUUAAUGAAAAUAAUAAAAAAGAAGAAGAAUAUUCACAUAAUAAUAAUAAUAAUCAUCAUCAUCAUCAUAAUAAUAAUACGUUGAAAGAUGAUACAUCAAAUUAUAACCAUGUACAAUAUUUCCAUGGAGAAAAAAAAGAAAUAAUAUGUUUUAUAAAUAAAAGCAAAAUACAUUUUAAUAAUUAUAAAAAAAGUAAAAGAAUGAUAUCGAUACAUUUAUCAGAUGUCUUAAUGUAUUUAUUUAGUGAUAAUAAUAUUACAAACUUUUUAUUUAAUUUAAAAAAAAUUAAUAUAUUAAAUUGUUUAUCACAUGAAGAUAGUUAUAAUAGUUUCUUUUCAUAUAUACAACAUAAAAAAUUUUCUACACAUAGAAUAAGUAAAAAAGGAUCAAAAUUAAGUGAUAAAAGAAAAAGUUCAAGUUCAAAUGUGAAUGGAAUUUAUUUUUAUAAUAGUGUUUUUAAAUUAAUUCAAAAUGGAACCUUUCUUUUAAAAUAUUCAUCAAAGAAUAAUAUUUCAUGCUUAUCUUCUCUACAUGUAAACCCAAAUCAUAAUCAUUAUAUAGAAAAUAAUAAUUCAAAAGAAAAAAAUUAUUUUCUAAAUAAUAAUAAUAAUAAUAAUAAUAAUAUGGAAAUAGAAGAAACUACUGAAUUUCGAUAUUUUAAUACAAAUAAUUUUGAACAACUAAAUAACACAUCAGGAAAUAAAUCUAUUGAUGGAUCCAAUAUGAAAAUUAAUAAUAGUCUUGAUUUUGUUCAUAAGAAUUAUUAUAAUAAUUUGAAUAAUGACUAUUUUAAUUUUAAUGUACCUCAGGAUUCUAAUAAACGAAAGGAUGCCACAAAUUCUCCAAGUAAUGUUAGUAAGAAAAGUGGGGAAAUCAAAAGUAGUCACAAGAAUGAACAAAGUAAAGAUAAACAUAUGAAUGAAAAUAUUAGAGGUAGUCAUAGAAGUUAUAGUACUCAUCAAAGUUAUAGAACUCAUCAAAGUUAUAGAACGCAUCAAAGUUAUAGAACUCAUCAAAGUUAUAGAACUCAUCAAAGUUAUAGACGUCAUGUUAAUAAUAGUAAUAUACGAUGUAGUAGCAGUCCAAGCGAAAGAACACACAUCUCCAAAAAAGAUGAAAUAAAAUUCAAUAAAGAAAACAUUAUGACAUUGUUAAAUGAUUUUACAAAUAAUGAAAAAGAAAAACAUCAUGUUAAAACAAAGAAGAAACAAAUCAAAAGAAGUAAAAGUAAAGAACCAUUUGAAGAUAUAAUAAAUAGUAAUACAAAAAAAACAAAUGAUAUAGAACAUAUUUGGGAUGAACAAAAUAAUCAAAACAAUAAAGAAAAUGAUAAUGUUGUAAACAAAGUACAGAAAAAAAGUAUUAUUACGGAAAAUUAUAUACGUUAUAAAAGUUGUAUAGAACAAAUUGAUGAUAUUGAUUAUAAUAAAGAAUCGUUACAAAAUGAAAAAAACAUAGACAGAAAAAGAAAUAUUAUAUAUAAUAAUAAUAAUAAUAAUAAUGACAUUCAUACUGAUCAUAUAAAUAUGAAUACUACUACUUGUAUUCCUAUAAAUGAAAAAAACUUUGUUAUACAAAGAAAUAAAAAAAGUUCUCAAUACUAUAAUGCAAAAGAAUAUAAUGAUUCAAAUAAAAGGAGAAGAAAUAAUUAUAUAUUAACUGGAGAGGUAAAUAAUAUAAAAGGUUAUAAUAAAUAUGAUAUGCAUUCAUCACAUGUUAAUAAUAUGAAUAAUUCAUUAUGCUCAUCAGCUUAUCAUAAUAUGAAAUAUGAAAAAUAUAAAAAUGAUGACGAAUUUUAUGAAGCUGAAGAAGAUGAAGAUGAAGAAAAUGAUAUAGAUAAUCAAGAAGAAGAAUAUAUUGAUAUGAAAAAAAAAGAAAAUGAAAAUAUUAGUACUAUUGAAUUUCAUAUGAUUCAUAGUGAAUUUAUUGUAGAUUAUUUAUAUUUUAUAUAUUUAUUUAAAUGGAUUAAUAAAUUAUAUAGAAAAUAUGAAAAAAUUAAACAACUCUCAGAUUUUGCGUAUUCAAAUAAUAAUAGUACAGAUGAUGAAGUAAGUAAUAUUAAUGUGUCAAAAUGUAAUUAUAUUUUUUUCUUACAAAAUAAUAAAAUUUAUGUACCAAUAUACACUUAUUCAAUAUCACAAUAUAAUUAUUAUAAUAGUUUAAAGGGAACCUCUUAUGUAUCCUUAUUACCAGUAUUAGAGUUACAUUUCUCAUGUUCCUACAAAUCUAUGAACGAAAACGAUGAAAAUGUCAAGUCGAUAAACGUGCGAAAUUUGGGAAGCGCUCUUGUCAUUCCAAGUAUUAACAUUUACAAACAUAAAAAAAACAAAAAAAGCAAUAUAUGUGUAAUAACGUUUAAUAGGAAGGAUAAGAAUAAUGAAAGUAUUAUUAACGAUUUAAGAUUUCAAAUAAAUAUGAGAAGAAAUUAUAAUUAUGAAAUUAUAGAAAAUGAAAAUGAUAAUAGUAGUAGUUGUAAUCAUAUGGAGAUUCCAUAUUAUGAACCUAAAUAUACAUCAUUAAAUACAUAUUGCACAGUUAUAUCUAAAGAGCAGAUAUAUUCUGAAAAGAAUAACAUUAAGAAUAAUAAUAAUAAUAAUAAUAAUAAUGAUAAUAAUAUAAUUAUGUAUGAUAAUAAUAUGUAUAAUUAUCAUGGUUGCCAUACUAAAACAGGAUCAUAUCCAAAAAAAAUUAUUAGCUUCCAUUGUGAUCCUAUAAUUUUAAAUUUUUCAAAAGAUAUAUUAAAAAAUUUACUUAUAUUUUAUAAUACAUUUUGUUAUUUUAUAAAUAAUUGUAGUAAAAACGAUGAUACAGGUAAUGAUAGUAAUAUGAUUAGAGAUAUGCUAUAUUAUUUAUACAACCAAAGUAGUGAUAUAUUAUUUGAAUAUUUUCUUGAUGAUAUACGUUUAAAUUGUUAUGAUGGUAAUAUUAAUCGAAAUGUACCUCUGAUAGUAGUUAGUUUGUUUAAUUUAAAAUUCUUUUUACAAAAGGAUAUAAUAAGUAUAUAUAAUUUUUUGAAUUUUUAUUUAAAUAUAGAUAUAUAUGAUAGUUAUAAAAUAUUAUAUGAUACGUUAUUAGAAAAGAUGGAAAUAUAUAUAACUUUUGAAAAUAAUAGAAAUAAAUUGAAUAUAUUAAAUUUAACUUUAGAAACAUCCUAUAUUAAUAUUUUAUAUACAAAUAAAAGUAAAAAUAUAUUAAUAAAUUUUCUUGAGCCAAUAUUAAAUAAAAAUUUUUAUUAUCUCAGUUCAUCAUAUUAUAAUAAUUUGGAUAUUACAAAAAAUAAAAGAAGAAAACGAAGUAUUUAUCAUCAUCAUAAUCAUAAUUAUCAUCAUGAAUGUUAUGAAAAUAAUAUUUUAAUUAAAAAUACAAAAGGAAAAUCUUCAGUUUCACAUAUAACAUCUAAACUAUUUAAUUAUACAGGUUUACCAAUAAAUGUAAGAUUUAAACAAUCAUUACGAAAUAAAAUACAAAACAAUAGUUUAAAUAAUAAGAAUAAAAAUAAAUAUCUAUUUUAUGAAUUACAAAAUAAUGAGCAUGGGGCAUUAUUAAAUGAUGAAAAUGGAGAAGUGUGUGAAGUGGUAGUUAUUAUAAAAAUAUUUAAUUAUAUAUUUGAAAUAAUAGAUAUAGAAAGAAAUAAAAAUACAUGUGAUAUUAGAUUUUUACCUAUAAUAUAUGAAUUAAAAAAAUAUAAUGAAAAAAAAAAAAUUACUAUUAAAAAGUAUGAUAUAAAUUAUGAUAUAUAUAAUGAAUACUCAUUAAAAAAUAAAAUAUUUAAAACAUUUAUUAAAUUAUAUAUACAAACAAAUAUUGAUGAAAAGGGAAUAGUCUCAAUAUAUUUCUCAUCAAAUCUCUUCAUUAAUAAUUCAACAAAUAGUGAUUUUGUUUUAUUGUUUCACCCUGUACUUUAUUAUUUUAUGUUAUUUAAUGAGCACUCUACAAACACUAACAAUAAUAAUAAUAAUAUAAACAACAACAAUAAAAAUGAGGAGAAUAAUGGGGAUAAUAAGGGGGAUAAUAAUGAGGAUAAUAAUGAGGAUAAUAAUCAAGAUAACAAUCAAAAUAAUAAUCAAAAUAAUAAUGAAGAUAAGGAUAAGGAUUGUAGUAGUGUCCAUAAUAUUAAUAAUGUGGAAAGCGAUUCACAAUUAAAUAUAAACUUUUUCAAAAAUCCUAAUUACCAUAAUAAUAAUGACAAAGGUACAAAUAUAACAAUUAUUAAUUCUAAUGAAAGGUAUUUUUUACCUCUUAUUUCUUUUAUACCUAUUAUUAUUUUAUAUGAUUAUUUAAAGAAAAAAAAUCAAAUCGAAGAAAAUAAUUACCCUGACAAGUAUCCAAUUAAUUCUAAGAAUUCUUAUGUAACACCUGUCUCCAUGGUAUGUGAUUUAAAAGGAAGCUUGAGUGCAGAUAUAAAAAAAAAUAAUUUCAUAAAACGAUUUAAUUCGUUAAAUUAUAAUAUGAAUGUUUAUAAUGGCGAAGAGGAAGAAAUAUCUAAGCAGAAUGAAGCUAAUGAUGUAUUAAAUAAUACCCACGUGGAUAAUAAUGCCCAUGUGGAUAAUAGUAACAACGAAAUAUCUUGUAGAAAUGAUAAUGAAGAUAAAAUAUUAAGUUACAAGAAAAGAAUUACUUAUGAUUAUUCUUCAAUUAAUGCUUUAAAAAAAUUGUCAUACAAUAACUUAACACGUGCUAGCUGUUAUGUAAACUCCAGAAGUAGCGAAAUAAACUUUUGUAAUAUAAUAUCGAAUAAAGGAGAAAAAAGAAAUUUUAUGAACAAUGAAAAAAUAAUAGAAUCUGUUAAUUUGAAUGCAUUAAGAGAAAUUAAUAAAAUAAGAACUAAUAGAAUAUUAAAAAGAUUAGAAAAAUAUGUAAAUAAAAAAUGUAAUAGUAAGAAUAUGAAAAAUAUUAAUUAUAUUUAUAUUAUUAAAAAAGAAUUUUAUGAUUUCUAUAUUCAUAAAAAUGAAAAUAAUAAUAAAUGUUAUUUUGAAAUGUUUAAUUUUUUAAUAAAAAAUGGGGCCAAAAAAGUUUUAAAUAAUUCAAGUAUAAAAGAAAUUAUCUGUAGACAUUCCUUUGAUUUUUUAAAAUAUAAUUUAUAUGCACAAACAUUAAAAUUAAAAACUUUAAAAAUUAUAUGUUAUGAUAAGUAUAGUAGAUAUUUAAGGGAGAAGAAAAAAGAAAUAGAGGAAGCUAAAACGUAUAAUAAUAAUAAAAACAAUAAUAAAAACAACAACAAUAAUAAUAAUAUGAAGAAAAAGCAGAUUGGUGAUAUAUAUAUGAAAAAUUAUAAAGAAGAAAAAAACGAUAUAAAGGAAGAACAAGAAAAACAUGAUAAUAGUAGUAGUAUUGUGGUGUUAAAUAAAUUUCAUGAUUAUUAUGAUAAAAGAGAUAAGUAUUAUUUUGAGAACAACCACAGGAAUGAGCAUUACACAAGUGACUUAAAUAAUGAUGAUAAUAAUAAAUAUAAUAUCUAUGAUAAUAAUAAAUAUAAUAUCUAUGAUAAUAAUGAAAGUAAGAAUAAAAAGGAUGAUUAUUAUUAUAGCAUUCCUACUAAUCUUGAUAUUUCACUUAAAUAUAUAAAUCGAAAUGAAAGACACAUCAACAGUCUUCUAUUUAAUCAUAGUAAGAGAAAAUCUACAUUAAGCAACAUACUAAUAAAACAUGAUAUGAUUAAAAAUAGUGUAUCUAAACAUAUCCUUAAUAAUGAUUAUGCAUAUGAAUAUGAUAAAAAGGAAGAUAUAGAAUAUAAUUAUAAUAAUAAGGAUAAUUGUGAAAAAAAUGAAAAACAGAAUAAUAAUAUGAAUGAUGAUGAUAAUAAUAUAAAUGAUGAUGAUUAUGAUGAUAAGAAGAAGCAUCAUAUUAUCCAUUAUAAUAAUAAUAUUAUAAAAAAGAAAAGAAGGAAAUUUAUAUUUACGGCAAAGAAACAAAGUAGUUAUAGUAAUACAAUUAUAUGUGAACAAAAGAAUAUAGAUGUAAAUAAAAUAUAUUCCUUUGGUAUCUAUAUUGAUUAUAUAUUUGAAAUCCAUAACUUUAUGCAUGAAGAAAUGAAAAUUGGUUAUUGUCAGAAAUAUUAUAUAAACAGUAUACCUAAAAAGAUUAAAAGAAUUAAACGAGAAGAAAUAUCACCUAAAUCAAUAAAAUAUUUAGAUACGAUACCUAAAUAUAUAAAAUUAUUUUAUGUAUUAAAUAAUAAUAAUUAUAUAUUUAAUUUUUUUUCUAAAAAGAUUCAGUUAUAUAAAUAUGCUAAUACACCAGAUAAAAUUCAUCAAAUAAAAAUGUAUAUAGAAUAUAUUAAUGAUGAAAAUAAAAAUAUUAUAUAUAAGAAAAGAAAAUAUAAAUUAAAUUCUUUAUUUAAAAGAAAAUCAAGAAAUAAAAGGAAAUAUAAAUAUCUAGAAUCAAAAGAUUAUGAUAAAUUAUGUAAAGAAGUACCUAAGUUUUUUUAUCUUAACAUUACAUUUAGAAAGAAAACAGAUCAUUCAAAUAAUACAUAUUAUAAUGAAAAUAAUUUUAAACAUGUAAUAGACAGUAAUGUUUUGCAAUUAUUAAUUUAUCCAUCUUUCUUUUUUCAAAAUAAUUUAGAUAACGAUUUAAUAAUUAAAUCCAAUGGGAAUUUACAAAAAAUAAAAAGAAAAUCCAUAAUGUUUUUUGGUGAUGUUGAUAAUAGUAAAGUUAUAUUACAAAUAGUAUAUAAUAAUCAAAUAUUCCUUUCUAAAAAAAUAAAAAUAAAUCAAGUAUGUUUAAAUAAAAAAAUCAUCUUAACAAGUAAAAAUAGAAAAGAAAAUAUUUUCUUAUCUAUGAAUAUUACAUUAAAUGGUAAUAUCUAUAAUACAAAAACAAUUACUAUAAAUAAUAGAUAUACAAUUAUUAAUAAUACCAAUCGAACUUUAUAUGUUCAAGAGGUUAAUAAAGAUUUCAAAAUAAUUAAAAAAAAGGAAAAAAAAUAUAUGACAUAUUCAUUAUCUUUAGAAAAUUUAAGAAAUCAAAAUAAUCAUUCAAAUGAUGAAAAUAUGGAAAAAUUAUAUAUACCUAGUAGUAAUGAUCUUACUAAUAUAAUACAUAAUUAUAAUCAAAAAGAAAAAAAUAAAUUAAAUGAAAAAAAUGAAAAUCUAAACAAAAUGAAAAUCAAUAAACAAUCGGAUUUAACGUAUGAGCACGAAAAUGAUAAAACAAAAAUUUUGGAUACAUGUGAAAUUCCUGAUAAGAAAUAUACGGAAAAAAGUAUGACAAAAAUAUGUGAAUUUAAUAAAAAUCGUAUAAAAUAUAAUAAACAUAAAAAAUAUAACGACAAGAAAUAUAAUGAAAAGAAAUAUAAUAAUAAUAAUAAUAAUAAUAAUAUUACUACCCGUAGUAGUAAUAGUAAUAGUAAUAGUAGUAGUAGUAGUAACAACAACAGACCUAAUAUUAUUUCAAUUAAACCAUAUGAAUCUUUUUAUUAUCAUCCCAUUAACACAAAUAAAUGCUUCCUAACCUUUUCUUAUACAAAUAUUAUGGAAUGUAAAAAUGAUAAGAAUUUUUAUAGAAGAAGAGGCAGCUAUGAAUUUACACAUACACAAAAUGAAAUCACAAACUUGUUCAAUAAUUAUUUAAAAAAAAAAAUUAUGAAAUCUCAAAAUUUAUCUAUAAUAAAUGAUAAAGAAGAAAACAUAAAUAAAAGUCUACAUAAAAAUCAAGAAUUCUAUAAUUUAUUUUAUACUAGUCCUAUAGAAAUCGAAAAGGUAGGUAAUUACAAAAUUUUUCACAAGACAGUACAUAAAAUUGAUGUAACGUACAAUAAUGAAAAAGACGCAACCGAAAAUCACCCUACAUUUGAAGAUAAUAUUAUUCAAAAGGAAAUAAAACAACAAGACAAAGAAAUUGAAGAAGAAAUAAAAAGAGAAAUAGAAGAACUAGAAGAACAUCGUGAAAAGGAAACUAUUAUUGUAUUUUCGAAUUUGAAAGAUUCAUAUGAAAAAGAAAUGCAAAAAAAAAAAAAAAAUCAACAUAAGAAAAAUAACCUUCUUAAUAUAAAUUCGAAUCAUAUAAAUAGUAAUAAUAUUAUUAAUUCAUAUAAAAAUGAACAAACCACUCAAAUGAUUUAUAUACAACAAGAAUAUACAGAUAAUAUACCUGCUGACGAUGAGAAAAAAAGUUCGCAUAAUGAAACUAUACUUAUAGAUGAUUUAACAUUAUUUAAUAAAAAUAAUAAACAUAAUAUUAAUGAAAGGGAAAAUAAAGAAAGCAUAUUAUUUAAUGAAACGGUUUUGACAGUGGAUAAUAAUGAUACUGAACAUAUAAAAAACGAUUAUGUAAAUAUAAAAAGCAAUUGUGUUGUAAAUACGAAGGAGGAUUCUCAUAAUAAUUAUCAACAUAAUGGUUUCAAUAUAAGACAUGAUUCAUUUUGUGAAAAUUAUGUUAUAGAUUUUAAUGAUGAUGAUUCUUGUAUUCAUUUUAAAAAAAAUAAAAAUGUUAUAAAUACAGUAGAUGAUAUGAAUAAUAAUACGGUGAUUAUCCCUAUUAAAAGUAUAAAACAACUAGAAGGAGACGAAAAUGUACAUAAUAUAGAAAAUGAUGACACAGGUAUAAAAAAUAACAACAAUAAUAAUAAUAAUAAUAACAACAAUAAUAAUAAUAAUAACAACAAUAAUAACAACAAUAAUAAUAACAACAAUAAUAAUAAUCUCUUAUGUGAAUUAAAUAAAACGAGUGAUAAUAAAGAAAGAAUAAACACAAAACAUAUGUUUUUAUAUAAAGAAGAAAGUAUUAUUACAGAAAUUAAUAUAGCAUUAAAUAGUAAUACAAAUAUAGAAAUAAAUAUAUCUAUAGAAAAUAACCCAGAUACUAUUAUAUAUAAUAAAACAAACUAUUAUUUAAUAUUUUAUCAAAGAAAAACAAAUAAAAAAAUAGUAAAUUUGUUGAAACCUUUUGAUAAAGAAAUAUUCGGAUGGACUGAUGUUUGUAAACCUAAAGUUAUAAAAUGCUUUUUAAUUAUUCAAAAAAAUGAUGUGUAUGUAUUUUCAUGCAAUUUAAAUAUAGUAAAAGAACAUAAUAAUAUUAUAUUAAAUAAUAAUAGAAGAAUUAUAGUGUUAACCAAAAUUGAAAAUGGUAAACGAGUUUUUUGUUUAGAAGAAAUGAAUAUGGAAUUAUUAGAUUGUAAUGAAAAAUAUGAACACAAAAAAUCUCUAGCUCCAUUUUUUUCCGCAAGUAAAGGUUUUAAUAGAUUUAGAGAAAAGAAAAAAAAGAAAAUUAAAAGGAAAUUACAUAAAAUAAGUUUAUAUAAUAGUUUAAUCAAAUCAUCACAAAUGAGAAAGGAUAAGAAUAAAAGUAAAAAUAAAAAAAAAAAUAAAAAACAAAAAAAAAAUCAAAUGAAUCAAAUGAAUCAAAUGAAUCAAACGAAUCAAACGAAUCAUAUGUUACAAAAGAACAAACAAACUAAUGAUAACUAUUUAGUAAAAUAUAAAAAUGAAAAAUUUAAUAAGAAAUUACCAUUACUUAGUAAAAAACGUUUUAAUAUUGCAUAUUUAAAAAGAAAAAGAAAACAAAUAAAAAAAAAAAAAAAUAAUAAAUAUUUUCAUUUAAGUUCCUUUUUCCUAUUAAAAAGUAUGGAUUCAUCAAUCCAUAAAGAUGUUGAAAAAGAAAGGAAAAAACAAAAAGCAAAAAGCCCACAAGGAGAAAAAUUAUUCAAGGUAGAAAAAAUUGUACACAAUGAAUCUUAUAAUGAAUCGUAUAAUGAAUCGUAUAAUGGAUCGUAUAAUGAAUCGUAUAAUGGAUCGUAUAAUGGAUCGUAUAAUGAAUAUCAUAAUGAAAAUAAUGGCAAUAUAAAUUCAAUAAAGUAUAAUAAUAUUAUUAAAGAAGAAGAAAAUAUCAAAAAUAAAAAUAUAACAAGUAAUAAUAAUAGUAGUUUUAGUAAAAAAAAUAUUAAAUUAAAUAAUGUAUCUAUAAAAAAAGAUGAUAAAAAAAAAUCUACAUCAAAAUAUAAAAGCUUGAAUUCUAAAAAACAUAUUAAUAAAUUUUUUAAUGACAAUUAUGCAUUUCGAAAAAAAAAUAAAAGAAAAAAAAGUAAUAAAAAAAAUUUAUAUGUGAAUAAAAAUAAUGAAGACACAGAAACAAGUGAUUAUUAUAUAGAAGAACAUAAUGAAAACAAGAAAAAUAUCGAACGUUCUCAUGAUAGCAAUUCUUUUGAUAAUGAGGAAAGGAAAAAUAGUCUAGGCAUGAAAAAAUCUGAAGGAUAUAACGAUCUUUUUACUGUUAAGUUUAGAAAAAGUAUAAAUGAAAAUUAUAAAAUUGAUGAAUAUAAAGAAAAUUGUUUUGAAGACUCUAGUACAUAUAAUGAUUCAUUUUUAAGCAGUUCUUCAAAUGAUUAUAAUUAUAUUUCUAAUAAUAAUAAGAAGAAAAAGAUGUUUCUUAAUAGAUAUUAUGAUAAUAAAGAUGAUAAGAAGAAAUAUAGAGAAUAUAAUUUAAUAUAUAAUAAAGAAAUGAAAGCUAAAAAUAAUUUAAAAAAACCUAAGAAGAAAAUAAAAAGAAAACUUAGUGAUUUUAUAUUUACAAAAAUUAAAAAAAAUCAAAAGAAAUUUAAAGGACUUAGUAGAAUAUAUCCAAUGUUUAUAAAAAGUAAUAGAAGUGAUGAAUUUAAUGUUCUUAUAAGAAAUUAUUUAUCGGACAACGAUGAUAGUACUAGUAUAAGGAAAGAAUAUAAAAUUAUAAAUGAUAAUUAUAUAAAUAAUAAUAAUAAUAAUAAUAAUAAUAAUAAAGAUAAAGAUAAAGAUAAAGAUAAUGGAACUAUGAACUAUGAUUUAAAAACAAAUACUUAUAAUAAUAUUCUUCAUAAUAAUAAUUAUAGAUUAGAUAAAAAAAGUUUAUUUGAAGAAAAUAGAAAAAUACCUAUAAAAUUUAUAACAAAUUUAAAUGUAAUGUUACGUGGAAUAAAAAUUAGUUUAUUUGAACACACCUGUGAUUAUGUAAUAUCUUUUGAAAUAAAUGAAUUAUUAGUUACAAAGGAAUAUAUGGAAUAUAUAGAUUAUUAUAAUGUAGAUAUUAAAAUAAAUAAUAUUUUAUGUUAUGCUGUAUAUAAAUAUUUAAGUGCAUGUGCUGUAUUAUAUACAAAUAAUGAUAGCAACAUAAAAAAUAAUCACUUACGUAUGUUAAUAAAUGAAUUAAAAAUUAAAAGGAAUUUAUUUUUACAAAAAAAAAGAAGAAAUGAAAAUAAAAAGGAAUAUUGUGAUGUCUAUAUUGACAAAAAUAAUGACAAUAUUAAUAAUAAUGAUAAAAUUAAUAAUAAUGAUAAAAUUAAUAAUAAUGAUAAAAUUAAUAAUAAUGAUAAAAUUAAUAAUAAUGACAAUAUUAAUAAUAAUGAUAAAAUUAAUAAUAAUGAUAAAAUUAAUAAUAAUGACCAUAUUAAUAAUUAUGCAUAUAAUCAUGAUGAAAGAGAAAUGUACUCAUCAGGUUCAUCCAGAACAAGUUAUACAAAUAAAAAGAAGGGAUAUAAAUAUAAAAACAAUUAUAAUAAAAAAAAAAAGAAACAAGAAAAAAAUAUUUAUGAUAAUAAAAAAGCCAAAAAAAAAAAAAAACAAAAAGUAGAGAAAAAGAAAAAGAAUAUUUUUGUAAACAAUGAAUUUCUUAUAUGUAAUUUUCAAUAUGUAAGGAAAUGUGAAACAUUAUUUUUUAAAUAUUUCUUAUUAAGUUUAAAACCUAUUGUAAUUAAUGCAGAUAUUAAUUCUAUAACUAUAUUGUUCUAUUUUUAUAAAACGUUUUAUAAUUUUCAUACCAAAAAAAAUGAACAGGGUCAAGGAGUGCAAAAUGGAUUCAACACGAGUAAUUAUGAAAAGGUGCAAAUGAAAGAAAUAAAUAUGAUGAAAGAAGAAGAAGGAAAAAAAGAAGAAGUAUUACAAAAAAAAACCAAACAAGAAAUGGAGGAGAGACCUUUAAAAGAUUAUUAUUAUUAUUAUUAUUAUGAUUCAUCUAUGAAUAUAUUAAAUGAUCCAGAUAAAAAUAAAAAAUGUGAUAUACAAAAAAAUAGUAUGAUCGAAAAAAAUGAUAGUUUUUUUAUAAAUGAAAAUAGAAAAAAAAAAAUACAAGAUAUAAAUGGUGAUCAUAUUAUUGAUAAUAAUAUUUUAAGUCGAAUGAAAAAUAUGGAAUCAUUUAUUAUACAUGAAGAACAACAAAAAAAUGAUUUAUCUUUAACAGUACAUAAUAAUAUAUAUAAUGUAGAAGGAGAAUAUUAUAAUAUAAAAAAGAGUAAUAUGAAUUAUUAUAAUAAUAUAAUUAACAAUGAAAAGUCUGUUCAAAUAAAAAAAAAAACAACUGUUAUCGAAAAAAAUGAUAUUAAUAAUAAAUAUGUAUAUUUACAAUAUAUAAGUAUAGAUAAAAUAAAUAUAUUAUUAAAUUUCCAAUCAGAAUAUAAAAAAGAAUUAACAAAUCAUGUUAAUGAUUUAUUUUAUAAAGAACAUAUAAGUGCUUAUAAUAAAUUAGGAGAUAUAUCUAAUUGUAAUAUAUAUUUAAAAAGUUUAUCCAAUAUACAUAUCUUUACAAAUUAUAAUUUGUUAAUAAAUUUCCUACAAAAUUUUUAUUAUAACCAAACUAUAGUUAACCUAUCAAACCUAUUAAUUUCUUUUAAUAUUAUUGGAAGCCCUACAUCUUUAAUAGCGCAUGUUAAAAAUGCAUUUAAUGAAUUCUUUUAUAUAAUUAAUGAAGACACACUAUCCAAAAAGAACAAAUAUGAUGAUGACAAGGACAUGAAUGAUUACUCCUCAACAAAAUACAACAACAAGAACAAUAAUAACAAUAUUAAUAGUAUGCAUGGUAGUCAUAAUAAUAAUAAUAAUAAUAAUAAUUAUAUUUAUUAUAAUGAUUAUUAUUAUAAUAAUAAUUACAUGUAUCGUGGUAGUACUCUUAAUUAUCAUUAUUAUGAACAAGGUUGUGAUAAAUACAAAUUGAAUCGUAUAUAUAAUAAUAACCCUAAAUUAAGAAAAAAUAAUAAAGAAAGAAAAAAUAAAAUACAACAAAUUAAUUAUACAACCAAAAAAGAAGAGAAACAGAAUUUCCUAAAUUUAAUAGAUCAAUCGAGGGAAAGCUCAUUUAUAGAUGAAAAAUAUGAUUCCUUAAGCAAUGAUGAUAAAUAUAUUAUGCAUCUACUAAAUGAUUAUAAUUCGUCUUAUCAAAAUAAUUUAUUAAGUGAAGAGGAAUCUUUUGUUAAAAGGAAUUUCAGUUGGAAUUUUUUUAAAAAACAACAUACAAAUAAUAAUAAUUCGGAUGAUAACAAUUAUUUUAAUGAUUCUUAUAAUAACAUAAAACAUGAUAGUUCCGGGAACUUAAAUUAUAUGUACACAAAGAGUAUUAAAAAUAAAGAUUUACAUAAACUAGUAAUUGAUGAUAAUAACUCAUCUAUGAAUUCAUUCCUUUUUAAUAAUAAAAAAAAUGUUAUCAUAUUAGAUGAAGUUUCCAAAAAAAAGAAAAAGAAAUUACAAUAUACCAAAAAUUUUGAAGAAGAAAAAAAGGGACAUAUAUAUAUGGAUGACGACAUGUAUAUAGAUGUCGAUGUAGAUCUAAAUUCUUAUGGGGAAGGAAAAGAUACUACAAAAGAUAUAUCCAAAUAUCCACCACAUUUUAAAACAUCCUAUGAUGAAGAAAAAAAAAAAAGGAAAAAGAAAAAGUUUUCAACCGGUAGUUAUAAUAAUAGAUACAAAAAUGAUGCGAAAAUAUUAGAUAUGAAUCCAAAGAAAAAAAACAAGAAAAAAAAUAAAAUGCUAAAAAAUAAUAAAAAUAAAAAUAAAAAUAAAAAUAAAAAAAAUAAAAGAAAUAAUAAAAGAGGUGGUUGUACUAAAAUGUUCAGAUUUCUUAAAAAAAUAGGAUUAAAUAUUAUUUAUAUUUUUUCAAAAACUAAGAGAAUAUGUAUUGGUAUAUAUGUAUUAUUUAUACAAUUAAUAUUAUCCUUAUUAUUUUCAAUUACACUAAUAUUACAAUCUUUAAUAAACUUAGUAGAAAAGGUAAAUAUAAAUAAUGCAGAUAAUGUGUUUUUAAUAUUUAAUAAAAAAUAUGAAAGAAAAAAAGUAGUGGUAUUUAAUAAUAUAGAGGAAUAUAAUAAAUUUAAUAUUACCAAAUUAUUUUAUUAUUAUAUUAGUAUAUAUAUGAAUAUAGUGAAUUUCUUAUAUUAUAAUAUGUUAUAUAAAAUGAAGAAGAAAAAAAAAGAUUUAUCAGGAGAAGAUAAAAUUUUUAUGAAGAAAUUAAAAAUCAAUUUAAAAAAUAAAAGAAAAUUUUCUUUCUUUAUUAAUUUCUUUUUAAAUAUAUUUAAUAUCAUCAAUAUAUUAUUAUUUGGACACAUAGUUUUCUUACUUUUAUGUUUAUUAACAAUGAAUAAUAUUUUUCAAAAAAUACUUACGGCAUGUAUUAAAUUAGUAUAUUACCAAAGAAAUAAAAAUUAUCUAGAUUUUCUUAAUAAAAACAGUUUUAAUCAUAUGAAUAUUAUAAGUUAUAUUAAAAUUAAUCAAGUUAUAAGUAAAUAUGUAUUAUUAAAAGAACCCUUCAAAUAUUUCUUAUCUCAUCAAGAUUUCUUGGAUAUGAAAGCACCUAAAAAAAGAAAUUAUUUUGUAUAUACCAAAGAGCUUUUCUUUUAUAUACAAGAAAAUAAAAUUGUAUUCUUAUUUAGAAAAAAUGAUAUGAAAAAAAUUGACAUUAUUAUACAUACUACAAAUAAUAGUUUCGCAAUAAAUAGUUACUAUAAGAAAAAGGGUAGUAAGACAGCCAAAAAAAGUAGAUCCAAAAAUACCCCAUCAAAUUAUACUCUUAAUAUGGAACAUGUGACAGGAGAAGAAAAUAAUAGCUUUACUUCAUCUUUAUAUAACAAAACUAACGUAUCGAAUGAUAUAUCAGAGGAUAAAAAUGUCAUAUGUUUUUUAAAUCAAGAAUUAGCUUUAACCAAAAGAAACGAAAUUAUACAUAUAAAUAAUAAAAAUUAUGAUUAUAUUAUUUCCAUAAAAAUAACAAUCAAAAAUAAUAUGAAUGUUAUGGAGAAUAUUUAUUAUAAUCCCAAAAAAUUUUUUAAGUGCUUGUCAAAAAUACAAAAAAGCUUCAAUAAUAUUUAUUUACCUUUAUGUAAAAAUAAUAAUAAUGAAACCAAAAAUAAUAAGGAAAAACAUUUAAAUAACAAAGGUGCAGAUAUAUAUAAAGCAGAUAUAAAUGUAAAAAAAAGGAGAACUUUUUUUUCAGCAAUUAUUUGUUUCUUUAAAAGCAUUUUCAUAUUUUUGUACUUUUGUCUAUGCCCAUGGAAAUUGUUAAAGUUAAAAAAGAAAAAAUCAAAUGAAAAUAAAAAAAAACAGAUGGACGAAAAAGAUAAAGAAAAUGCAGUCCAUAAAAAUAUACAACUAAAACAUAAAAAUAAAAAGGAAAAGACAACACCCAACAGUAUUAUUUUUAAAUUAAACUUUGAAGAUUUUCAAUCAACUUUAAAUAUAUUCGAAUGUUUGUGUAGGAUUAUGAAUAAUAAUUAA